Messenger RNA from Hermetia illucens (black soldier fly), 868 nucleotides. Its product is annotated as putative defense protein 2. Lineage: Eukaryota; Metazoa; Arthropoda; Insecta; Diptera; Stratiomyidae. The record is from RefSeq and is a predicted model, not a curated record. Gene Ontology annotation, molecular function: oxidoreductase activity, acting on metal ions. The transcript is spliced from 3 exons. The coding region runs from base 135 to 638 and encodes 167 amino acids.
UUCGUACAUAAGAGCCAUUGUGGGGGUCUAUCCGAGAUGCAGUUUGAAGAAAAGCCUUUCGAAAUUUCUAUCCAGCAGCCAUUAAUCGUUUACAGUUCGAAUCAAGAGGUUCAAAAAAUAAGAUAGCAUUAAGAAUGUAUUUCCACAUCUGCAUCGUCGUCCUAUCGGUUCUAGCAUCACCCGUUUGGUCAUUUAGUGAAGGAGCUUCAAAUGAUGAACAAACAUGCAAAACCUUGCUGCCCAACCACUUUGCACCCGAACAGACCUCAUCGACUCCUUAUAAAAUAACCUUAUCAAGUACGGAAAUAAAGCCCAAGGAGACUAUCGACGUUGUAUUAAAAGGUCAAACCGAGGACAUCCUAUUCAAAGGUUUCAUGAUUCAAGCGCGACUAGAUGAAAUCCCUGUUGGACAAUUUAACAUAGAGCCCACAUCAGAAUAUGCUCAAUUGAGGACAUGCUUGAAUGAGGGGGAUACCGCAAGUCAUAGAAAGAUUAAGGGACAAGGAAUCAAUGAAGUCAGCUUCAAAUGGACAGCUCCAGACAAUGUAAAGGGGAAAGUUACCUUUGUCGGAACACUCGUGAGGAACCGAAUUACAUUCUGGGCUGCUGAUAACUACGCGACUGUGACGAUUGCAUGAUUUUUCUGCUGCAAGUCAGAAACAGUUUGGCGAGUCUAAAUAAUAAAUUUUCAGAGUUACAUUCCAUUUAGAUUUUAGAAAUUAAACUCGGAAAAAUUAUUGUAUUGGUCAAUGAAAAACAAAUGAUGUUCGUAUCGGAAUCAAGUGUACAUUUGUGCUUUCUAUAAAGUUUUAUAUAUAAAAAAUGUAAAUACAAAUACGUUAAAAUAACAAUUUUAUAUCAAACAAAA